Molecule: messenger RNA, 315 nt
Organism: Histoplasma capsulatum G186AR
Lineage: Eukaryota; Fungi; Ascomycota; Eurotiomycetes; Onygenales; Ajellomycetaceae
Exons: 1
Coding region: 1-315 (104 amino acids)
Source: RefSeq, a predicted model, not a curated record
AUGAAAAAACACUCUGUUGCUGCUGUCAUUCUUAAAAUUAGUUCUCUCGCGAUUCUCGUUGGCUUCUCACUCAAAGUAAUGGGUAUAUGGGCUCAACCCUUUAACAACCUGGACAAAGUGCUGCGCAAUGAUUCUAUCCGUUUGCUCCGAGGGAUGUAUGGCAUCAUACCACAUAUAAGAGUCUCGGCUGGGCUGUUCUACGCAAUUCUGUCCUUGGGCAUCGCAUUGCUUCACCCAGGACUGCACGUUGGGCGGUUCGGUUCCAUUGAAGUAUUGGGCUGGGUGACCAUAGAUAUUCGUAAGCUAGUUGGGUGA